Molecule: messenger RNA, 999 nt
Organism: Didymodactylos carnosus
Lineage: Eukaryota; Metazoa; Rotifera; Eurotatoria; Philodinida; Philodinidae
Source: the annotation of a GenBank genome assembly
AUGAAUUCUUCAUCACCGUUUCUCAAUUCGUCCAAUUCUUCAGCACUACCAUCAUUUUUCUAUUCAUCUAGUGGAUUAUUGUUCGUUUACAAUGCAUUUAGUUUGUACACUCAGCCGUUAAUUAUUGUCCUUGGUACGAUUGGUUGUGUGUUGAACAUAGUUAUACUGACACAAAAACCGUUAUGUUCAUCAUCUUGUGCAUUCUACUUUCGCUGUGUAUCAAUCAAUGAUUUAUUUGUAAUUUAUUUUAUUGCUCUAUUACAAUGGUUAUCCGAUCAGUAUGAGAUCGACCCAACCACAUACUCUCAGUUUUAUUGUAAAACACAAAAUUAUUUUGUCUUUAUUUUCUAUACGCUCGGUCGUUAUUUUACUGUUCUUGCAUGUGCUGAUCGAUUUUGCACAAGUUCACCAAAUUCACGAUUAAGAAAAGUCGCCAAACUGCAAAUAGCCUAUUACUCAACAGCAUUAACAGUUAUUAUUAAUUUAAUAGUCUAUUCACAUGUACUGUUGAAUUACACUAUUAUUUCCGUCCCUUCAUCAUUUGGAUCAGUCUGUACCCCAGGAAGUACAAUGCGAGAUUAUCAGUUUUCGGCUCUUUUUGUUCUCAUAUAUCUAUGUUUUCUUCCACCUGCAUUAAUGUGUUUAUUUUGCUUAUUGACAAUAUGGAAUAUAAUACAACAGGGCCAGCGUGUUACUAGCAUCGGCGACACUUCAUCAAUUCGUCGGCGAAAACGUGAGCAGGAAUUAGUGAAAAUGUUAUUUGUUUUUGUGAUUACAAAUCUUUUAUUUACCCUACCAUAUGCAUGUGUCUACCUAUAUGUUAUUUAUAAUCCAUAUCUUCCUAUUGAAUUCCGUUACACAUUAAAUUUAUGCCAUCUUAUUGUCAAUUUUAAUUCAGCGUCAAGUUUUUAUGUCUAUACAAUGAGUACACGUGGAUAUCGUAAUGAAGUAUUGAAAAUGAUUGAAAAAGUAAAAACUAUCAUUCAGUUUCGCCGGUGA